Molecule: messenger RNA, 459 nt
Organism: Epithele typhae
Lineage: Eukaryota; Fungi; Basidiomycota; Agaricomycetes; Polyporales; Epitheliaceae
Exons: 3
Coding region: 1-459 (152 amino acids)
Source: RefSeq, a predicted model, not a curated record
AUGGCCGCGACGGCGAAGGCAGCUCCGCCGGCUGCAGCCCCAGCAAUUGCAGGGACCGGAUUGGAAUCGGAGGUGUUCGAAGUGGCCGCAGCGACGGCGGCGACGGCGCUGUGGGAAGCGGGUCAAUGGGAUCCUGCCAGCUGGUUGCUCCCGCCAGAAGGACUCCCGAGAAUCCCCGCGGUAGAAGAUUCCCCCAACACGUUUGGACUAGAGGGCGACGAAAUUGAAGGGCUCGACUGGGAAGUCGAGGUUGUCGAAGAGACGGGAGCGGUGAUGCUCGCUGAGCUUGACAGCGGCCCACUUGUGUUCUCCCGGCGCGAGAUUUGGGGACGUGUAGCUGAGAAUUGGUAUGACGUGCCCUUGGGCGUCGGCUGGAGGGGUGGCUCGAGAGAGGUUGAAGGCGAACAUGCCGUCGAUGGUGAACGUGGCGACGUUCGGGAUAUUCGUGCCGAAGAAUAA